Molecule: messenger RNA, 1008 nt
Organism: Theobroma umbraticum
Lineage: Eukaryota; Viridiplantae; Streptophyta; Magnoliopsida; Malvales; Malvaceae
Product: GCN5-related N-acetyltransferase 8-like
Molecular function (GO): N-acetyltransferase activity
Source: RefSeq, a predicted model, not a curated record
ACUCCAUUCUCCAUUAACCAGUUCUCGCUCUCUAGUAAGCUUCCCCAAUUUUCAAUUCAUUUUCACUCUCCAAGCCCAAUGGCCGCCGCAGCUCCACCACCGCCACCAUCUGCUGCUCCAGAACCAUCCAUGGCACCACCAGAAACCACCCCAUUAGGCCACCCUUUAUUCACCAGGAUUCGCCUAGCCGCCCCUUCUGACGUCCCUUUCAUCCACAAACUAAUCCACCAAAUGGCCGUCUUUGAACGCCUAACCCAUCUCUUCACCGCCACAGAAUCCUCCCUUCAUUCCACCCUCUUCCGCUCCCCUCCUUUCGAUUCCUUCACAAUUUUCAUCCUCGAAGUUUCCAGUACCCCUAUCCCACCCCUCCCUUCCAUUUACCCGUCUUUUACCCCCAUAGGAAAAACUUUUAACUUCGACAUCCCCAUAAACGACCCCGAAAAAGAUGCCUUCACGGUUAAUUUUGGAAAAGAUCAAAUUAUAAUUGCUGGGUUCGUUUUGUUUUUUCCAAACUACUCCACGUUUUUGGGGAAACCGGGGUUUUAUGUCGAGGAUUUGUUUGUUCGGGAGUGUUAUAGACGGAAAGGGUUUGGGAAGAUGUUGCUUGCGGCAGUCGCGAAACAAGCGGUGAAAAUGGGGUAUGGGAGAGUGGAAUGGGUUGUUUUGGAUUGGAAUGUUAAUGCUAUUAAUUUCUAUGAACAAAUGGGUGCUAAAGUUUUGCCUGAGUGGAGGAUUUGUAGGCUGACUGGUGAUGCUCUUCAAGCUUAUGAAAAUGCCAAUGUUUAGUUUUUUAGGUGAGUUUUUUAAUAAAGAGAUGAAGUGUUACUGGGUUUUUAGUUUCAUCCCAGUUAGCCAAAGAUUGAAAUUUCAGUUGUAUUUGGUCUUUUAUGAUUUAGUUUAUUGGCAUUUUAGCAGUUGUAUCCUUGUUGUUGAAAGAUGGAAGCUUUUAAUUCCAGAACUUCUGAUGUUAAAUGUCUAUGCUAUUGUGGAUUGGGUUUAUUUUGUUAA